Molecule: messenger RNA, 657 nt
Organism: Trichophyton benhamiae CBS 112371
Lineage: Eukaryota; Fungi; Ascomycota; Eurotiomycetes; Onygenales; Arthrodermataceae
Exons: 2
Coding region: 1-657 (218 amino acids)
Cellular component (GO): transcription factor TFIIH holo complex
Source: RefSeq, a predicted model, not a curated record
AUGGUCGACCUGCCGCAGCAGCGCCAGCACCCCGUCCGCCCCGGCUCGAGCAAGGAGGCCAACCUGCUUGCCUGGGUCGAGGCCGCGGUCUUGCGCAUCAACCGGCGCCAUGCAAAGAAGUUCUCUGGGAUGCAGACCAACCCAGUCAGGGAACAAGAGAUAGCAGCAGACGACAAUGACAACGAUAGUGAGAAUGUGCCGGGCUACGAGUCCUUUGGCGAAGUGGCGGCCGACAUCGAGCGCGUCCUCGACGUCCUCUGGGUCAGCAACACCCAAGCAAGCAUCCAAGUGCCGUACAUGAUCACGCUGGCAGGCCUGGUCGACAGCUACCUGCGCGACUUCAGCUGGCAGGCCCGGUGCACCUUUGCGCUGCUGGACAAGCUGGACGCGAUGCUGGCAGCUCUCCUGGCCGCCGACGAGCGCGAGGGCGAGGGCGGGCGGAAGCGGGUGAGCCUGACGGAGCGUGUUAGGGUCAAGAGCCUGGCCGAGGGGACGCGGGUGACCGUCUUUGACGUCAGAGACGAGGCAGCAGAAGCCGACGAGGACGACGACGACGAUGGCGAUGAUGCAGAGGACUUUGGCGACGAGGAGCAGGCAGUCGGCCGCUGGGCGAUGGCGGCUGCGCGAGUCUACGAGAGGUCGCUGUCUCGUCUGUAG